Molecule: messenger RNA, 2212 nt
Organism: Tribolium madens (black flour beetle)
Lineage: Eukaryota; Metazoa; Arthropoda; Insecta; Coleoptera; Tenebrionidae
Product: BRCA2-interacting transcriptional repressor EMSY
Exons: 5
Coding region: 282-1982 (566 amino acids)
Biological process (GO): regulation of DNA-templated transcription
Cellular component (GO): nucleoplasm
Source: RefSeq, a predicted model, not a curated record
UCGUUCGAUCAGGUUGUCAAACUUUCCCAAAGAAUUUUUCCAAAAUAAAAACAAUAAACUUGGAAAACAAGGAAAAAUUGGCGACGACAUUGUGGUUAAUCGAAAAAUCAUCUGAAAUAAUGUGAAAAUUGUGGUAAAACUGAAACAAUCCUUGCCCAAAAGGAGUCGAUAGUGAACAUAACCUCAAAAAAUAAGACGCUGUCAUUACAACAAAAAUUGAUUUUUUUCGUCUGUUUUCCACCAGGUAUUGUUAAAUAUGACUUUAAUUUAAGCAAGCAACAAUGUGGCCCGUGCUGUUGGAUAUGACAAAAGAAGAAUCCAUGCAAAGUUUGAGGAAUUUAGAAUUGGAAGCUUAUGCUCAUCUUGUUUCGGCGUUGCGAGCCCAAGGCCCCCUCAAUCCCGACAAACGCAAACUCCUCAAGGACACCAGUCAAGUGCUUAAUAUCCCACAAGACCGCCACAAGGCCGAAAUCCGGAGAGCCGUCAAUGAUGAGAAGCUCAAUACGAUUGCAUAUCAUGUUACAGGCUUGAGUGAAUCGUUGGAAGAUUGGGCGCAAGAGGGGCGCAGAUCCGUGCCUCUGCUCCCCAGAAUGGCCCCACAGACUGCUUACUCGGCCAUCGCUGACGAAGCGGCCGAAACCGCCAACCAAACCAACAAACAACUGCCUCAUCCUGCCUCCACCGAGCGUAAACGAACCCCGGUACAGCCCCCCGUACAAACUAUCCCUGAAACAAGCAAGGCGGCUCAAUUCCGCGUACCUGAAACCCCCAAAAUUGAAGACAGCAAGAAGCGGAAACUGCCCAUUUGUACAGAAAACAGUAGUCUGGCGCAGCACCUCUUAGGCCCCCCUAAGAUGAGUCGUACUCAACAAAUAUACAGGCAAAGGACGAAAGGCGCAAUAUUGAAAGAACAGAUGAAGCUGAAGCCUCAGACAAAAAUUCCAUUUAGUCCGAUUAUGCAGUCGUCAAACGGCCCCAAAAUCACGACAAAUUUAGUGUUGCCCCCUAGUGGGGAGGAAACAAUCGAGCAGAUUCAAAACGAGAUAAAUAAUUAUCCCCAAAAAUCUGAAGCUCCAAGUUGUUCCAAUGAGAACCAAGCCCCUCGUCCAAAACUCCUCACCACGACUAAACCCACCCAGAGUCUAACUUUCAAGCAAAUCACAACACCAGGCACUAGUGACAUAAAACUGUGCCCCAAAAAGACCAUCACUAAACCGGGGACCCCAUUGAGUCAAAAACUAAUCGUCGUUUCAAACGCUCAAACGAUCCAUACCUCUAGUAUUCUACAAAAGACUUUGUCUAUACCUCUCGUUAAAAAUAUCUCCGUGAAAAAUUUCGAGAAAUUCAAAAUCGUCACCACAAGCACCCCACAGCUCGUCACUGCCGCCAAUAAUAUCAAUUCUUUAAAACACAAAGUCGUAACUGUCAAAACUAAUCCAACGACGAAGAAAGUCAUACCGCUAUCGUUGCUUAAUUCAAAAGGGGGGAUUAAAGUAUUGCCAAUUGGAGGUAAAAUCGUGGGGAAAACGACUACCACAUCGUCACCCCCGUUGUACAUCGUAAAUACUGUGACCCCCAAAGCCACAACGCCUGCGGCGGCGGAAACGCCUCCAAGUCCGAGUAAAGAAAAUGGUAAGUCGUCGGUUUUAGGAGAUAUUUUGAAGGCGUCGGGAGUUACAACUGACGAUUUUGACACACAAAUUGAGGAGUUUCGAAUUCCGAAUAAUCACGUCACGGAGGAGGCUUCCCAGGAGCAAGUAGAGCAGCUCGAAGAGGAAGAACAAGUGACGACGCAUGAAAAAGAUCUCCUUAUUUUGCAUGAAGGUGAAGAAGUUAUGGAACAGUCGGAAAUAAAAAGUGACAGUACAAAAGAAAACGAGGAACAAUUUUCAAACGCUGAAGUCGUGACUGAUGAUAGUGAAACAGUGAUUUUGCAAGUUCAUAGUUCGGAAUUAACAAGUGUUGGUGAUGCUGCUAACUGAUAUUUAUUUAUUUUCUAAUUUAUUAUUAUUAAAUUAAUCCGUUGACUUUUUUUAAUGAGAUGCAUUAGUUCAACUUUUUGUACAUUUGCUAUAUUUUAUCAAACGUUUUGCUCAAUAAAUGUUCAAUCACUUUGUGUUGCCAAUCAAAAUUCAUGUAGCAAAUUUUGUAUAUUUUAACAUUUUACUGAAAAUUUUGUACAUAUGUAAUAGAGAAUGUAGUUAAACAAAUU